ACCGAGUUAAUAUCUAGUCUAGCCUAAAAUCACAACCCUUAACCACGUCAGUGAACUGGUCCAAUUCUAAGUCCACCGAUCUGAAAACCCAAAAGGGUAGUAUUUCUACAUGAUGUAACACACCUGGGUUUUUGCUAAUUCUUGCUAAAGUUUUCUUUUUCUUUUAUUUUCAUCACUUCUUGAAAAAAAAAAGCAAUUACCCUUUUAAUUUCAUUGUUAUUUGUAUUCUUGGGAAACAAACUUUUCUCCAAAAAUCUUUAAAGAAUGGCUACUGUUGCAAACCAUAGAAGUGUUAGAGAUAUUAUUUGUGAUGCUGGUGCUGGUGCCUCUGCAGGUGCUAUUGCUGCUACAUUUAUGUGUCCAUUGGAUGUUAUUAAGACAAGACUAAUAAUUCAUGGUCUGCCUCAGAUGUCUCAGUCUGGUCGUCAAGGUAGCGUCAUUGUCACAAGCUUACAAAAUAUACUAAGAACUGAAGGUUUCAGGGGACUUUAUCGAGGCCUUUCACCAACAUUAGCAGCUCUUCUUCCAAACUGGGCGGUGUACUUUACAGUUUAUGGACAUCUCAAGGAUUCAUUGCAUUCUCAUGUGGAUAGCUGUGGGCAGCUUACAAUUGGUGCAAACAUGAUUGCUGCUGCAGGAGCGGGGGCCGCAACAGCCAUUACUACAAAUCCAUUGUGGGUUGUUAAGACCCGUCUCCAAACACAGGGAAUAAGGGAGGGUGUAGUUCCUUAUAAAGGUAUAUUGUCUGCUUUAAUACGAAUAGCACAUGAAGAAGGGAUCCGAGGAUGGUACAGUGGCCUCUUGCCUUCUUUGGCUGGGAUAAGUCAUGUUGCUAUCCAAUUUCCAGCAUAUGAAAAGCUGAAAUCAUACUUAGCAAAAAGGGCCAAUAAGCAAACCAAUGAACUGAGCCCUGGUGAAGUAGCGAUCGCCUCUUCGAUGGCCAAAGUAGUUGCCUCUGUAAUGACUUAUCCACACGAGGUCGUGCGUUCUAAACUACAAGAACAAGGGCAAGUAAGAAACUCGGAGAAAGCAUAUAAUGGGGUUGUUGAUUGUGUAAAGAAGAUCUUCAGA
Molecule: messenger RNA, 1071 nt
Organism: Nicotiana tabacum (common tobacco)
Lineage: Eukaryota; Viridiplantae; Streptophyta; Magnoliopsida; Solanales; Solanaceae
Product: nicotinamide adenine dinucleotide transporter 1, chloroplastic-like
Biological process (GO): nucleotide transport; transmembrane transport
Source: RefSeq, a predicted model, not a curated record